This is a messenger RNA of Stegostoma tigrinum, 2135 nucleotides long. Its product is annotated as galactose-3-O-sulfotransferase 2-like. NCBI's taxonomy places the organism in Eukaryota, Metazoa, Chordata, Chondrichthyes, Orectolobiformes, Stegostomatidae. Gene Ontology annotation, molecular function: galactosylceramide sulfotransferase activity. Gene Ontology annotation, cellular component: membrane. Gene Ontology annotation, biological process: glycolipid biosynthetic process. The record is from RefSeq and is a predicted model, not a curated record. Bases 355 to 1605 code for a protein of 416 amino acids. The transcript is spliced from 4 exons.
GUGUUGGUAGCUGAGAGCGAUUGCAGAGAGCAGGCGAGAAAUUGAUAGCCUUUCCCUGAUCAAUAAACCCACAUCUCACCCUCAGCCUGUCCCUCUCCCUCCCCCGUCCCUCUCCGUGUGUGUGUGUGUGUGUCAGAAUGUGAUUGAGUGCGGAUUUGCAGACGGAUCUCUCUGCCUUUAUAAAGAGGUUUAUAUGAAGAACGGAAAAGGGAGAAGAUCUGAACAAAGGAGAGACCUGCUGUGGGUGUAAGCCAACUGACCCCAGGAGGUGUCUGUGUCUGUGUGUGUGUGUGUGUCUGUGUGUGUGUGUCUGUGUGUGUAACUGGACCGAGAGAAAUUGCCAAGCAGCCAGGAAUGAGGAAGCCCAAGGUACAGCAGUGGUGCACCCUCAGUGUGCUGUGGAUGACCAUAGUGAUCCUCAUGGCGAUCGGACUAGCAAUCCAGACGUUGGGAAUCGCAGAUAAGAAAAGGAUGACCCUGGAGCAGCUCGAUCCUUCUCAGAGUUUGACGAUGACCCUGCGCGGUGACGGAGGGGCUCCACAGAAAUCCUGCCAACCCAAGACGCAUGUGAUGUUCCUGAAAACCCACAAGACUGCCAGCAGUACCAUUCUUAAUAUACUGUACCGCUUCGGGGAAGCCAGAAACUUAAUGUUUGCUCUCCCCAACUCCUACCAGUUCGGCUAUCCCUUCCUCUUCAGCACCAGGAAGAUCAAAUAUUACAAUCCCAUCAAGACGCAGGAGUAUCACAUCAUUUGCAACCACAUGAGGUUCUUCAGACCACAGGUUGAGAAAGUGAUGGGGAGGGGCACCUUUUACUUCUCCAUCUUGCGAAACCCGGUGACCCUGGCCGAAUCGUCGUUCACCUACUACAAGGGGACGAGUAUGGCCUUCAAGAAGGUCGAGUCGCUGGAGCAGUUCCUGAGGGACCCGUGGAGAUAUUACUCGGUCAGGGAGCGGGGCAGCCAGUACGCCAGGAACCUGAUGUGGUUCGACUUUGGUUUCGACCACAACUCCAACGACACAGCGGACUACGUGGAGCUGGUCCUCAAGGAGAUCAGUAGCACCUUCCACCUCAUCCUGCUGUCCGAGUACUUCGACGAGUCCAUGAUCCUCCUGAAGGACGCCCUGUGCUGGGAGUUCGACGAUGUUGUCUCCUUUAAGCUGAACUUCCGCAGCGACGUGACGGUGAGGAGGCUCUCGGACGAGGCUGUGAGACAGGUGAAGGCCUGGAACGCCUUGGACUGGAAGCUCUACCUUCACUUCAACCGCACCUUCUGGGAGAAGGUGGAGAGCUACGGCCGGGAGAGGAUGCGGAGCGACGUCCAGGUCUUGCGGGAGAAGCGGAGGAAGCUGAUGGAACUGUGUCUCCAUGGGAGCAAGCCUGUGGAGGCCAGUCAGAUCCAGGACAAGAUCAUCAAGCCCUUCCAGUACGGCCGGGCCCAGAUCAUGGGCUACAACCUGAAUUCGAACCUGGGCAACAGCACCAGGGAGAAGUGCUUACGGAUGGUCAUGCCUGAGCUCCAGUACAAGGACCUACUCGAUGCCAAGCUGUUCCCGCCAACUCCCACCUCCAAAAGUCGGCAGCAACUGGAGCUGCAUUUCUGAGGAGAGGGGACGGAUGGACAUCUCCUUUUGCCCGAUGGAGAAGGGAAAAAAAUGUCCCGCCCUGACCGUUAGAGUCGGGGUGCGAGAAACCUCCAGGAAAGUCACUUCUUUCGCUGCCGCUCCCAUAAUGCCCCUGGGGAGGGGUGCCACACGCCAAUUUUCAGCCUCCAUCCGAUCUAAGGUUUUGUCUUUCAGUGACGUCGGGGUGGGGUAGGGUGGUGGGUAGGGGGGGGAGCAUGGUUAAAGGAUGACGCGCUGCCGAAGGCGUCCAUCUUGAAUUCGCCAGGACAGGAAUGCCAGGGAAAUGGCGGAUGCACAGAAGGGCAAUUUGUUGGGCGGGCGUGGAAGGCUGCGCGCUUCACCCUCGCUGGAAACUUCUGUUCCCUCGCGUGUAGGCUUCUGCCCACCAUCCUUGUGCCCAGGACACUUCUCCCAGAGGGUGGCGCCACCUAUGGAAUUCUCACAGAGCGGCCGAGGCCAUGAAGUGUUUCUGGGAAGGAGUUAGAUAUGGUUCUCAGGAUCAAAGUCGG